AUGCUACUCAUUUUGGACGAUAAAGAUAAACCAAAAUCUCCAGAAGAGUAUGACACAUUUGUGAGAGCCGAGAUACCUGAUAGAGAUGAAGAAUCACGGUUAUACGAUGUUGUUUUCAAGCAUAUGAUCCAUAAUCCGUGUGGUGAAGGUCGUCAAAAUUCUUCUUGCAUGGAAAAUGGGGUUUGUAAACGUAAAUUUGCUAAACCCUUUGCAGAAAACACAGUCCAAGGCAAGAACUCAUAUCCUAUUUAUCGUCGUCGUGGUGAUCGUCCGCCAGUGCCUUUACAUGAGAAUAGUGCAACCUUCAUUGAUAAUGAGAUCUAUAGUAGCAUCAAGAGUGUCAAAUAUUUGUACAAGUAUGUGCAUAAGGGUGUAGAUCGUGUUUCAAUGGAAGUUCGAGCAGGGGCUGAAUACAAUGAGAUUCAAAAAUAUGUGGAUGCUAGGUGGGUAUGUGCACCUGAAGCCUUAUGGAGGAUAUAUCAGUUCCCCAUUACUCGAAUGUGUCCAUCUGUUGAUCGAUUACAACUACAUUUGCAAGAUAGGCAAAUGGUUAGAUUAAGUACAAAUCAAUCUAUUGAAGACAUCCUUCAAAUGCCACAAAACUCUCGAACUAUGCUCACAGAGUUCUUCAAGAUGAAUUCCUUAGAUCCAGAGGCAAAAACAUACCUAUAUAGAGAAUUUCCUCAACGUUAUCGAUGGCUGACGGCUACAAAAACAUGGAGAAAAAGGAUGAGUACACAAAGAGUGAUAAAUAGAAUCUAUACAGCCUCACCAAUGGAAGGAGAAAGACUUUUUCUUACAGAAGCAGCUAAAAAACUAGGUCUUAUGGAGAAUGAUGCAAGCAUUCGUGAUUGUUUGCAUGAAGCAUCAAACUCUAAAAUGUCAAAAUCAUUAAGUAGAUUGUUUAUCAUGUUGUUCGUUUAUUGUCUACCAACUAGGGUACGAUCUCUAUGGGAUGAAUUUUAUCAUUACAUGGGUGAAGACUACUUAUAUUCAACUUCAACAAAUCCAUAUCUGGUACGUGAUUCAGUUCUCUAUGACAUCGAUUGCAUGUUAAAACAAUUAGGAAAGAGUGUCAAUGACUUCGACUUACCUAAAAUAAACAUGCGGUUGGAUGGAAAAGUACAAGUAGCUAGAGCCAUACAUGAUGAAUUAUCAGCACCAGUGCCCCCUGAAGAUGUGCAUUGUGCUGAGCAUCUUAAUAACAACCAACAGUCUUCAUUUGAUAUUAUUAUGGAAGCUAUUGCUGUAAAGAAUGGUCGAAUUUUCUUUAUAGAUGGUCUAGGUGGGACAGGUAAGACAUAUCUAUAUCAAGCCAUACUUGCAACAGUCAAGCUUAGAGGGAAACAUGGAUUACCAGUAGCCAGCUCAGGUAUUUCUGCCACACUAUUGCAUCGAGGAAAAACCGCUCAUAAAACUCUUGGUAUUUCGGUUACGUUGCAUGCUUCGUCAACUUGGAAGUUUAUAGAACAAGAUGUAGAGGCGCAAUUGGUCAAGUAUGCAGCUGUCAUAAUAUGGGAUGAAGCAACAAUGACUCAUCGACAUGCGUAUGAAGCAAUUGAUCAUAGUUUAAGAGAUCUAACAGGGGUUGAUGUUCCAUUUGGCGGCAAGGUCGUAGUGUUUAGUGGAGAUUUUAGACAAAUUUUACCCAUUGUACCAAAAGGAACAAAGGCUCAAACUAUAGAUGCGUGUUUGGUCAGGUCAACACUAUGGAGACAUGUUCAGCUACUUCAUCUCACUCAAAAUAUGAGAUCAAUACAUGAUCCAGAAUUUGCAGCCUUUCUUUUAAGAGUUGGAGAUGGAUGUGAGCCUACAGUUAAUGAAGACAUGAUAAAGUUACCAUCUUCAAUAUGUGUAGGAAAUGGUGAUCAAAUUUCAGUUGAUAAUCUAAUCCAUCAAAUAUUCCCAAACCUAACUAAGCACGUAGGUGAUGUGUCAUACAUGGUGCAAAGAGUUAUUAUAACUCCAACAAAUGACGAAGUUGACAUGCUGAAUGAGAAGAUACUUAAAGAGUUUGUGGGAGAAGAAAAAACCUAUUACUCAUGUGACUCUGUUCCAGAAGAUCGUCAAAAUCUCUAUCAACAGGAGUUCUUGAAUUCAUUAUCCUUUGGUGGUUUGCCACCACAUAUUCUUAAGUUGAAAGUUGGCUCGCCAAUCAUGCUUUCGAAAAAUAUUAAUACAAGUAGUGGAUUGUGUAAUGGAACAAGGUUAAUAUGUAGUCGGUUAAGGAUCCAUGUGAUUGAAGCUGAAAUUUUGACCGGAAGUCAUAAAGGGACACAAGUGUUCAUUCCACAUAUGCCUUUAAAAACAGCAGAAGAUGUGAAGUUGCCAUUUGAAAUGAUCCGAAAACUAUUUCCUGUGAAAUUGUGUUUUGCUUUGACCAUAAGCAAAUCGCAAGGGCAAACCAUUCCUCAUGUUGGUAUAUAUCUCCCCCAACAUGUUUUCAACCAUGGACAGUUAUAUGUUGCACUAUCAAGAGGGACCUCACAAGAAACAACUAGAGUUUUGGUUAGCAAAAGAGAUACUCGAGGUAGAUGUGGUGUAUUUACAAAAAAUGUAGUUUACAAAGAAGUCCUCCUGCCUCAUUUGCCACAACCCUAA
Messenger RNA from Chenopodium quinoa (quinoa), 2601 nucleotides. RefSeq lists its product as uncharacterized. NCBI's taxonomy places the organism in Eukaryota, Viridiplantae, Streptophyta, Magnoliopsida, Caryophyllales, Amaranthaceae. The transcript has 3 exons. Gene Ontology annotation, biological process: telomere maintenance; DNA repair. Bases 1 to 2601 code for a protein of 866 amino acids. The record is from RefSeq and is a predicted model, not a curated record. Gene Ontology annotation, molecular function: DNA helicase activity.